UAACUAGUAAAAAAACAUGACUAAAAUUGUACAGUAGGGUUAACGUUGAGAGUGUUUGACGUUAGCAGUAUCAAGCAGCUUUGACAUAUAAACAUACGUCAAUAAAUUGAUAGUAAACACAAUAAAUAUAAGUACAAUAUUUACAUAUUAAUAGCAAUAAUUAAAUACAAAUUAAUAUAAGUUAAAAUAAAAAAAAAACAUAAACGUCAAAAUGAUGUCUGGUCGCUUACCUGUUUCUGAAAACUUACUUGGCCUAUCAUGGCAUGAUAGUGCCUGGAUACCAAUAUUAAAUCCAACCAACAUCAUGGAUUAUUUUUCUGAACGAAGUAAUCCAUUUUUUGACAGAACUUGUAACAAUGAAAUUGUUAAAAUGCAACGUUUAAAUCCAGAACAACUUCAAAACAUGACUGGACUUGAGUAUAUUCUUCUUCAUGUUCAAGAGCCAAUUUUGUAUGUCAUAAGAAAACAACAUCGUUAUUCACCAACUCAAGCAACUCCUUUGGCAGAUUAUUAUAUAAUUGCUGGAAUUGUUUAUCAAGCACCAGAUCUUGCUUCUGUUGUUAAUUCUCGACUUCUAUCAACAAUUCAUCAUUUACAAUCAGCUUUUGAUGAGUCUAGUUCAUGCUCAAGAUAUCAUCCAAGCAAAGGUUACUCAUGGGACUUUAGAAAUGGCAAAGUAUUAACAGCAAAAAAAGAAACAUCAUCAAGAGAAGAACCAAGUUCACUAUUUCAACGUCAAAGAGUUGAUAUGUUACUUGCUGAAAUAACACGUAAAUUUCCAUUACCAGUUCCAAAACCAACUCCACCACUUACUGAACAAGUUGAAAAUAAACAAGAAAUUAAAACUGAAAAAAAAGAAAUGAAACCACCACCAGAAAGAAAAUCAAGAGUCAAUUAAUGUGAUAUACAACUGUAGAAAAAUUAAAUAUAAUUAAUUUUUUUCUAUGUAAAUUGAACUUUUCAAAUUUUAAAUAAAUAUACUUAUCAAUUUUUUUUAUCAAUCAAGUAAAUCAAA
Messenger RNA from Aphidius gifuensis, 1015 nucleotides. RefSeq names its product mediator of RNA polymerase II transcription subunit 6 (gene MED6). The record is from RefSeq and is a predicted model, not a curated record. NCBI's taxonomy places the organism in Eukaryota, Metazoa, Arthropoda, Insecta, Hymenoptera, Braconidae. Gene Ontology annotation, molecular function: transcription coactivator activity. Bases 212 to 898 code for a protein of 228 amino acids. Gene Ontology annotation, biological process: regulation of transcription by RNA polymerase II. The transcript is spliced from 5 exons. Gene Ontology annotation, cellular component: mediator complex; core mediator complex.